Podospora pseudocomata is the source of this 1604-nucleotide messenger RNA. RefSeq names its product D-xylose reductase (gene xyl1). The record is from RefSeq and is a predicted model, not a curated record. Gene Ontology annotation, biological process: D-xylose catabolic process. Bases 285 to 1250 code for a protein of 321 amino acids. Gene Ontology annotation, molecular function: D-xylose reductase (NADPH) activity. Lineage: Eukaryota; Fungi; Ascomycota; Sordariomycetes; Sordariales; Podosporaceae. Gene Ontology annotation, cellular component: cytosol. The transcript is spliced from 3 exons.
UCUAGAUGAAGCGUAACUCGGCGCAGAGCCCAAAGGUGGACACAAUGGGUGGGAGGGCACCUUCCCCUCCGGCUCGAAAGCUUAGUAUGGAGACGGCCAGCCGGUAUAAGUAGUCCCAUGGGAGCACCUCGACGCCCUCAUGACGUUCCAGCUGAUCUUUCCUCACAUUCCCAUCCAUCUCUCUUCCAUCCCACCGUGUGAGUGAACCCCCACCAUCACCGCGAGACUCCGAGGACGAAGCACUGACAGCUCAUCCCGCACAUCAGACAAAAAACACCGUCACAAUGGCCCCCGUCAUCAAGCUCAACAGCGGCUACGACAUGCCCCAGGUGGGCUUCGGUCUCUGGAAGGUCGACAACGCCAUCGCCGCUGAUGUCGUUUACAAUGCCAUCAAGGCCGGUUACCGUCUCUUCGAUGGCGCCUGCGACUAUGGCAACGAGGUUGAGUGCGGCAAGGGUGUUGCCCGUGCCAUCUCGGAGGGUAUUGUGAAGCGUGAGGACCUCUUCAUCGUCUCCAAGCUCUGGAACACCUUCCACGACGGUGAGCGCGUCCAGCCCAUCGUCAAGAAGCAGCUCGCCGACUGGGGCGUCGACUACUUCGACCUCUACCUCAUUCACUUCCCCGUCGCCCUUGAGUAUGUCGACCCCUCCGUUCGCUACCCUCCCGGCUGGCACUACGAGGGCGAUGAGAUUCGCCCCAGCAAGGCCACCAUCCAGGAGACCUGGACCGCCAUGGAGAGCCUCGUCGAUGCCGGCCUCGCCCGCAGCAUUGGUAUCUCCAACUUCCAGUCCCAGCUGAUCUACGACCUCCUCCGCUACGCCAAGAUCCGCCCUGCCACCCUCCAGAUCGAGCACCACCCCUACCUCACCCAGGAGGAGCUCCUCAAGCUUGCCAAGCGUGAGGGCAUCACCGUCACUGCCUACAGCUCUUUCGGCCCUGCCUCUUUCCUUGAGUUCAACAUGCAGCACGCCGUCAAGCUCCAGCCCCUCAUGGAGGACGACACCAUCAAGGCCAUCGCCGCCAAGUACAACCGCCCUGCUUCCCAGGUCCUUCUCCGCUGGGCCACCCAGCGCGGUCUUGCCGUCAUCCCCAAGUCCAGCAGACAGGAGACCAUGGUUUCCAACCUCCAGAACACCGACUUCGAUCUCUCCGAGGAGGACAUUGCCACCAUCUCUGGCUUCAACCGCGGCAUCCGCUUCAACCAGCCCUCCAACUACUUCCCCACUGAGCUCCUCUGGAUCUUUGGCUAAAUUGCUAACCCGAGCAAUCCAAAAAUAAAACAACAAAAUACCCCCUUUACCCGAGCCGAUCUGACCAUCAUCUCAGCCAUGUCGUCGCACAUGGUUGAGAUUUAACCUCCCUUUUCUGAUAUGGAAGAAGAAGGGAGGUUGACUGGCACCAUCUCAGCCGGUCAACUUGUCACGAAGGAAUGAAAACAAAUAAUGCCCCCCACCCAACCCAACAACACACACAUACCCCUGGAAAGAAAAAGGAGGAAUGGAAGAAAGACAGGAGGACAGGAUACGUAGCCUUUUGAAGAAUACGUGUACUUAUGGGAAAGGAUAGCUCUUUUGCAUAGAGAAUAAGAGAGUACAAUAUCCAAC